AUGGCGCCUGUGGCAGGGUCAAAAAGAAGUAGAGCCAAUAACAAGACCUUUAAAAUAAAAUACAGUGCCCUGAAAGAGCUUGAAAAAAGAACUGCUUCAAAGGAUGUUGCAAAAGCUUUCAAUAUUCCUUCAAGCACAUUGUCGACGUGGAAAAAAAAUCAGGAAAAAAUCUUUAAACAGUUUAACAAAGGGUUAAUCUCUAAGAGAUCAAAACCUGAAAAAUUUGAAGAUGUGAACAAGGCUGUUCAUAAGUGGCUACUUGUGAUGAGAAGCGAAAAUAUUCCGAUAAGUGGAGGGAUUCAGAAGGAGAAAGCUCUUGAGGUCGCAGAAGAACUGGGUGUUGAGUCGUUUCAAGCUUCACAAGGGUGGCUAGCUAAAUGGAAAACCAGGUUUGUUAAACACACUUUUAUAUUUAAAUUUAUAUAA
Molecule: messenger RNA, 426 nt
Organism: Hydractinia symbiolongicarpus
Lineage: Eukaryota; Metazoa; Cnidaria; Hydrozoa; Anthoathecata; Hydractiniidae
Product: tigger transposable element-derived protein 6-like
Exons: 1
Coding region: 1-426 (141 amino acids)
Cellular component (GO): nucleus
Molecular function (GO): DNA binding
Source: RefSeq, a predicted model, not a curated record